Penicillium verhagenii is the source of this 1494-nucleotide messenger RNA. RefSeq names its product mannitol dehydrogenase family protein. The record is from RefSeq and is a predicted model, not a curated record. Bases 1 to 1494 code for a protein of 497 amino acids. The transcript has a single exon. Gene Ontology annotation, molecular function: mannitol dehydrogenase activity. NCBI's taxonomy places the organism in Eukaryota, Fungi, Ascomycota, Eurotiomycetes, Eurotiales, Aspergillaceae.
AUGGCACCCCUCAAGCUUAACAACAAAAACCUGCCCCAGAUUGCCGCUACAGGUGAGGUCAAAGUACCAAGCUACAAACGUGGCACGGCCGUGAAAGAAGGAAUUGUUCAUGUCGGGGUCGGUGGCUUCCACCGGGCUCACCUGGCGGUCUAUGUCGAUCAAUUGAUGCAGAAUGGGCUGACAGAUUACGCGAUUUGCGGAGUCGGUCUGCAACCUUUCGAUGCCGCCAUGCGAGACGUGUUAGAAUCUCAGGAUUAUCUUUACACAGUUAUCGAACGUUCAGCAAAGGGCAGUGCUGCUCACGUCGUGGGCAGUAUUAACUCGUACCUCUUUGCGCCCGAUAACUCCGAGGCUGUCAUUGCCAAGAUGGCUCACCCAGAUACUCAUAUUGUCUCUCUCACAAUCACCGAGAGCGGUUAUUAUUAUAACGAAAAUACCCAUGAGCUACAAAGCGAUCACCCAGAUAUUAUCUUCGACCUCAACCCGGCCAAUCCUCCGCGUACUACUUUUGGUUAUCUCUAUGCCGCCCUGGCGCGGCGCCACAAGCAAGGGCUUAAGCCAUUUACUGUCAUGUCAUGCGAUAACAUGCAGAAAAAUGGAUCCAUCACGCGCAACAUGGUUGAAUCUUUUGCACGCCUGCGUGGCGAUUCAGAGGUCGCUAAGUGGAUUGCCGAGCAAGGUGCUUUCCCUAAUGCAAUGGUCGAUCGCAUCACCCCCCAGACCAAUGCAUCCGAUAAAGCAAACCUCGCAGAUAACUUUGGAGUCGAAGACGCAUGGCCUGUUGUAACCGAGCCAUUUACACAAUGGGUUAUCGAAGACCAGUUCUCAGAUGGCCGCCCGCCAUUCGAGCAAGUGAAGGUCGGAAUUCAACUUGUUAAAGGUGUUCACGAGGUUGAACAAUUCGAAAAGCACAAGCUCCGCCUCCUCAAUGGUAGUCACUCGGCAAUUGGCUACGCAGGCCAGCUAGCUGGCUUCAAAUAUGUUCACGAAGUUAUGGAGAACCCAGUAUACCGUCGAUUCGUGUGGCAGACGAUGCAGGAGGUCAAACCUCUCCUCCCUGCCAUCCCAGGAGUUGAUAUCGAUGCAUACUGUACAACCUUGAUUGAGCGCUUCUCCAACCCCGCAAUUAUGGAUCAGCUCCCUCGUCUGUGCUUGAAUGCCUCGGGAAAGAUCCCACAGUUUAUUAUGCCCUCCAUUGCUGAAGCCAUUUGGGUGGCCGGACCCUUCCGCCACCUCUGCUUUAUCGUCGCCGCUUGGUUCCGUUAUAUCAAUGGAGUGGACGACAGCGGCGAAAAGUUCGAAGUUGAUGAUCCCAUGCGUGUGGAGCUGCAGGCGCGUGCAUGUGGCGCCAACCCCAUCGACGUGCUUCAAAUCGACAGUCUUUUUGGAAAUGACUUGCGGACCGAUAAAAGAUUCCUUUCGGAAGUUUCCACUGCUAUAGAGCUGAUUUCUCGGGAUGGCAUCAUGAAGACGCUCCCCAAGUAUAUUGAUUGA